UCUACUCUUUUGAUCAGCUAGAGAAAAUAUAUAUCUUGGCUCAUAUGUAAAUAAUGAAAGUUAAUCCAAUCUCCACACCACACACCACACUUUCUAAUAAUCUAGGUUUGUCCUUCUUUUUUUUUUCCUAGUAAUUUAUUCAACUCGUGUGACUUUAUGCCUAAUUCUCCAUUUUUAAAAAUAAAUUUCAUAAUAUUUAGCAUAUUUUUUUAAUCUUGAUAUUCUGGUGAGAGAAAGAUGGGUCUUCAUAAUCUAAAUUGAGACACUAGUUUGUUGUUCAACACCUCCCUACCCUCGUGUUUCGAGCUUCGUUACUUCGUUCUUUCAUUUUUAUGUAUAAAAGUUUCGAGAAAAAGCCGCAAAUUCAGCCAAGUUUUUUCCGGGAAAGUCCGGUAACACUUAAGGGCAUUCUUUUGUUUGUUUCGUGGAAAACAGCUAAAAAGUUGUAAAGAUGGCUUCUCUUAUUAAUUGAUCCUCCAGCUGCAUUUUCAGAUUUUUCUCAAGUAUCGGAUCAGAUUCUUAAAGUUUCCUUACCACUUCUCUAUUAAAGUGUGUGAACUGUUAAAUGGAGAGAAACUGUCGAAGAAAUCUUAAAAGAGAAGGCAUAAAUGGAAUAGGGUGUAUGUGGGUGUUCAUCAGUCUCUUUGGAUCUAAUCAGAAACGUCUCUUGAUGGAUUUGAAACGUGGAAGCAAAAGAGUUUCAGGGAAUGAGAUGAAGCAGCUUACUUGUUCUUGUGAGAGCUCCUCUCAUGAGAGUAGUGUUGACAAACUCAUUGAUGAUGAGGAGGAUAUCGAUGUUUCGAUUGCUGGUGACGAACAUGUGGAGACGACUGAGGUUUGUAAGAGUUUAGGUGAUGAAUCUGAAGAGAAAUUUAAAGAGAUAAUCAAACGGUUGAUAGCUCAGAAAGAAGGAGAGAUCCAAACUUGUAAGGACUUGUUGGAGGCUUUUCAUGUUUUGGGUUCUGAAGAAGAAUCAUUCAUGAAGAAGAUUUCACAUGAAGAUGCUCAAACCUUGGGAGAAGAUUCUAAGAGAGUAGUGGAAGUAAAGCCUGAAGUAGUAUCCAAGGAAGAGGCGGUGGUAAAACCGAAGAGGAAACCUAGUUUUUUUAGCAGGAAAUGGAAAUCAGAAGAAAGGAGAAACAGAUCUCAAGUUGCAAAAACGAUUGUGGUUUUGAAACCUGGUCCAAGUAGUUUGAAUCUUGAUUCAUCAUCUGAACCUCAUUCUAAUGGUAACAAGUCCAAAACCGGGAGAAGUUUUUCUCGCUUUCUUAUCGGUUUAGUCAAAAGAAGACUACAAUCUGCUGUUGGAAAGAAGUCAUGUGAUGAUCAUGUUGAUAGGGAUCAAAACUGCUGUAUGCAAGAAGAGAUACAGAGUAAACCAGACAAGCAUAUAUCGGACGAAGAAAAACAGUUAUGUAAGGAAAGAAAGAGUGAGGUGGCUGAUGAAGAGGAUACUGUCCACACAAGCGAAGACUCAGAGAAGAUUAUGUCUGGCUUGUAUAUUGCAGCCAAGAAACACUUGGCUGAAAUGCUUGCAAAUGGAGAUAUUGAUGUGAAUUUACCUGAUAAGGAAGUGCCAAGAAUUUUGGGAAAGAUUCUUUCUCUCCCUGAGUUCUGUUCACCAGCAGACAGUCCUAAACUGAUCCCGGAACAUGAUUUGGUUAGCAAUCUUAGCCCUCUAAGCCAGACAAUUGACAAACCAGAUACUCUGGAAUGCAUUCCAGAUACAAAUGAUCUAACUGAUGAAGAUUUAGAUAAAGAGGACGAUGCAUUGUUUACCAUUGAUGUCUCAGUUCCUAAUGACUCUGGGAAGGAAACUGAGUAUAUUGACAAGGAAGAGAAGCCUGAGAUAGAUCCAUUAUCUGAAACAUGUAGCUCUUCCAUUUCCCAGCAAGUCGAAAACGUUGAUGAAGAUGCGCUCGAGUUUCGUGAAGAACAUGUCAAAAAGGAAAUGUUCAACCAAGAGCAUUUACCGUCUUCUCCUCCAGCAUCUCCACCAAGUUCUUCAGUAAGGUUGACUGAAUGCAAAGAAACCGCCACUGAUGUGCAAGGAAAGUUAAGUCCAGUGUCUGUGCUUGAGCCUCUGUUCACAGAUGAUGACAGUAGCCCAACAACAAGCACAAGUUUCAGUUCAGCUGGAAUGCGGAUGCAACCACUCUGUAUAAGAUUCGACGAAGCUGAUUUUCCAAAACCAGAGAAAGACAACACUUUCAAAAUCAGCAUGGAUGACAAGGAGUUGACACUUGCAUACAUUGAAGCCGUUGUGAAAUCCGCAGGCUUGAGCUGGGAUGAGCUUUUAACGAGGCCCUUUUACUCAGAACAGAUUCUUGAGCCAGAAUUAACAGAUGACGUAGUUUUCUGCCCUACACAACUCUGUGACGAUAAGAAUCUCCUUUACGACUGUAUUGAUGAAGUUCUUAUGGACUUCUGUUGGAAUGAAUUCAAUCCCGGGCCUUGGAUUUCAUUCUUGAAACCUGAGGUCCACCUAAUCUCAGACAUGGAAAUCGCAGCUAAAGUGGCACAAGAAGGAGUUUACUGGCAUCUCCUACCUUUGCCUUCUCCUCACACGUUAGAUCAGAUAGUGAAAAAAGACAUGGCUAGACCUGGAAGCUGGAUGGAUCUCCGGUUUGAGAUCGGUUGUCUUGGUUCUUAUACAAGUGAAAUGAUCCUUGAUGAGUUAGUAGAAGAGAUCAUCAUGAGCUGCAGAGACAUGGCUCAAGUUGAACCAAUGCAGGAACCCAACAGCGACAACCUGUGAUGAGGCUCUUUUUUUUUAACCUUUUAUCUAUCCUGUACAGUUUCAUUGCCACCGCCAUGGUCAAAGCUCCCUAGUUGACCUUCUUGUGCAGCGGCACAACCACAGCUUUUUUUAACAUAAACACAGACUUUCUUUCACUUCCAUACUCUGUUUUUUAUUCCAGUGGCUUCUGUAGUUUACUCAGCCAAGAGAUUUUUGUAUGAGUAUGAACUAUAGAGUGUAAUAACACGAGGCUUGGAGUUACAUAAGACAAAGAUGAUGUUUU
Molecule: messenger RNA, 3023 nt
Organism: Camelina sativa (false flax)
Lineage: Eukaryota; Viridiplantae; Streptophyta; Magnoliopsida; Brassicales; Brassicaceae
Source: RefSeq, a predicted model, not a curated record